AAACCACUUUCAUUGGCUAUAUGUUUCAUCAUGGUGGACAAUGAAGACACAUGUGCUAUUUCAGAGAUAAAAAGCAAGACCCAACAAUGUUUUGAGAGCCGAAAGCAUGCAAAUUGUCUUCUAGACAUCAUUGCACAUUCUGAGACUAACAAUAAAGCUGUUCUGUUAGCGUGUGUCCGAUCUUUCCACAAGCUAUUUACAAGGUAUUUGUCUUCUGGAGAAUUGUUCCUUGAUAUUCCAAGUAAUCUUAAAGAGACAGAUCUUACUAAAGAGGAAAAAUACAAAGGUUGGCUAAAAGAUCGAUAUAAAGAUGUUUGUAAUAGGCUUAUUCAACUGGUUCAUCAUGAAAAUUCAAAUAUCAGGGAGCUGUCCUUGUGCACUCUGAUGAAGUUUGUAUUGGAGGAAGGACAGUUUCCAGUCACCAAACAUUCACCAAGUAGAACUCAUUUUCCUCUAGCCCUGUUUAGAAGAGUUGUGCAUUCAUUGACAUCAGACACUGUUGAUGUUACCGUGUUGAUUAGUCGAUUCCAGGAGUACCUGGCAUAUGACGAUGUAAGGUAUCAUCUUAUGAGGAUUAUUCACAAACAAAUUGCAACCAAAGCCCAGGAUCAUUUGACUGAUGUCUGUCUUAAUAAUAUUGUUGCUGUGCUGGAACAGAUCAGCUUCACUGCUGAUGGCUGUGAGGAACUGAGCAAUUUUAUGACAAAGUACCCAGAAAGGGAAAAGCUAGAGAAAAUCAAGAGCUUAGAUGAACAGAGGAGGAUUUUUACAAAUUUGUGGAUUGAUUUCUUACAAUUAAAGCUUCCAAACUCUGUGUACAAGAAAGUAUUAAUUAUUCUACAUGAUAAAGUGAUGCCACAUCUUACAAAUCCCCUAUACCUAAGUGAUUUCCUAACAGCUUCCUAUGAUGUAGGGGGUGCUAUAAGCUUGUUAGCUUUGAAUAGCUUGUUUAUCUUAGUCCAUAAACACAAUUUAGAUUACCCAGAUUUCUAUCAGAAGUUAUAUGCUUUGUUUGAACCCGGUGUUCUUCAUGUGAAAUACAGAGCCCGAUUUUUCUAUCUUGCUGAUCUAUUUCUAUCAUCAACACACUUACCAGCUGCAAUGGUAGCUGCAUUUGCAAAGAGACUGGCCAGAAUCUCUUUGACAGCCCCAGCAAGUGCUCUGAUGGUCACCAUUCCAUUUAUUUAUAAUCUUAUCAGCAGACACCCUAACUGUAAAAUUCUCAUCCAUAGGGAAUCUCCCACUGAAUUACAGGAGGAUCCUUACUGCCAAGAAGAACCAGAUCCAGUCAAAAGCAAGGCCAUAGAAAGUUCAUUGUGGGAACUUAAGACACUGCAGAGCCAUUAUCACCCUGAUGUGGCUAAGAAGGCCCAGAGAAUGGACCAGCCCAUAACAAAGGAGGAAAUUCCAUUGGCAGACCUUCUGGAAACUUCGUACAAUGAUCUUUUUGUAAAAGAAACCAAGAAGAAAGUAAAGCAUGCUCCUAUGAACUUUAACCCUCCAGAGGGAAUUAUGGGACUAUCAAGUGACAAAUUGAAUCUGUGCUGGACAUUAGAAUGAAUUUUUUAAAUAAAUUGUUAUCGUUGA
Messenger RNA from Saccostrea echinata, 1587 nucleotides. Its product is annotated as nucleolar complex protein 4 homolog B-like. Gene Ontology annotation, biological process: ribosome biogenesis. Lineage: Eukaryota; Metazoa; Mollusca; Bivalvia; Ostreida; Ostreidae. The record is from RefSeq and is a predicted model, not a curated record. Bases 31 to 1560 code for a protein of 509 amino acids. Gene Ontology annotation, cellular component: small-subunit processome; Noc4p-Nop14p complex; nucleolus. The transcript is spliced from 13 exons.